AGCACACGCUGCGCAAUAUUCAGCUUAUGACUCUCAACAUACAUAACUCCAGACCUUGUAGCAGUAUAUUAACUCAACUACAGCACCAAUAGCUACUAAAUUCGCACAAAGCGCCCAUUUACAAUACACAUCUGCUUCUGCACACAUAUUGCGACUUCGAUCGACAGCGUCGGUCUCCAACCCGCAGCCCGCCAGAAUUGUCGAAUUAUUCCCAUAUUCGAGCUGAUAAACAACCAGAGAAUUACAUAACCAUUCACUGGUUACGGUUUUUGAGGCUAAGACUGGCGUACCGGCCCUGAUCAUCUCUGAAACCCGCGAUGGGUUGCUGUUUCUCACGCGCCUCGGGUCCUAAUUCACCAUAUCCAGGUGGUCUGCCCAAUCCAUCAGCUAGGCAUAUUAAUCCUCCUCCGCUCACAUUACCCGAAAGUGUUAUUGGCCAGCGCUCAACAGCACAGCAUCGCUCCCAUAGAAGCCCACGCCCAGCUCUCACUGAGCAGCUAAACAAGCCACUCCGGCGGCAUAAAUGGACCGCAAAGGAUCGAUCUUGGACCAGAGAACAGCUUAAGAGCGAACGGAGAGAUUAUUUUGAUACAAGAGUCACAGGUAGACCGGAGAUAUGGCAGACAUUAAAGGCUGUGCUUGAAAUUCUCUGGUCUGAAGACAGUAUAAGUGGUGAUGGAUCAGACAAUCUACUCACUGCACAGACUAUGUUGUCAGCCGCAGAGAUUUCGUUGCCAACUGGAGAUCUCGCUGAUGGCGCCUACGAUUCCUUCGGCAACUACUACGCGCUUCCUGAAUGGGUAGUUGCUGAGCCGCAAAAUCUGGCUGACUCUAGUGAAGGUGUCAGAAACGAUGCGUCGUUUCAAGGUGAACCCGAUUCAACAGUUGCAUUUGCAAAGAGCGACAGUGGCGAACCUAGUGAUGCACAGGCCAAUGCUUUGACGACAGAGAACCAAGCACAAGUGCGAGCUCGGCUAAGUGAAACCGGCAAAGAUAUCGUUUUUUACAUCAGAAAAUCAGAUUCCGUUCAAAGUAUAGUCGAAAAGAUAGGAAAGCAAUGCCGAGUAAGUCGACCCAAUGCCAUGACAGACCUAGUCUACUAAUGGAGCAUGCCAGUUAUCGCCACAUAAACGAUUACGUAUAGCAUACAUGGGCAAAAUGCUCAAUGAGAGAUUGAGCCUUACGGAACAGGGGUGGACGGAAGGGCAUAUACUAAAUGCUCUUGUCUUUGAACAACAAUAGGUGCAUUUCGGCCAUCUAAUGAUACCCUCUAGCGACAAAGCGAUGCGAUUCUGCCGGCCCCUGAUGUUCUGGGAAGCACGUGCGUUAGAACAAUUUGUUUAUGAUUACUGUAAAAUAUACCACGUACCAAGUUUCGUGUUAGCGUGUUUGUCAAUGUCCUUUCAUCGUCAAAUUGUUGGCCAUUCAUCAAGAUGUACGUAGUAUGGUCAUAAACUGCAAUGAUUCUAUUCAGAGACGAUUUUUAGAGGUUUUGUGUAGCUACACGUACGCCCUAAGCGGGCGAUCCCAGCUUGCUAAGGCCCUUCAACGCACCCAAGCUCAAAGCGAGUCCUUGUGAUCUGCUUCUGAUGCGUACGAAUCCAGUAAUUGGGCCGUCUUCCCCAUCUUGUUCGAUGCUCAGAUUAGCCAAUGCAUCCUCGCCUGUUUUGAUUAGCAUUGAACCCUUAACUGAUAUACAACUUUAUAACUUACCAAAAACGCUGCGGGCGUAGAGAUUGGCGCUCAAAAACUGGCAGUCGCCCUUCAGACUUGCCUCAGGUGUAAGGCAGUUCAUGUUGGUACAUGCCAUGAGUUGAUCUAAAAAGGCCCGAAGAGACUUAGCCUUGGAGUUGAUAUUGACCUUGUUCUCCCACUCAAACUCGGUCCACAUGGUUCUAAAUUGAGUCUCUGUGCAGGUUGCAGGCUGAAUGUAAUCCAUGACAUCCACAUGCAGAUCGUUAAGAAUCACUACAUUUGUAUCGGUUGAGUGUGCUCCGUCAUAGAUGACAUUGCCAAAGAUCACGCCGGUAUCUGUAGAUGAAACUUUGAUUGUGCAUUGGACGUUGUGAAAGUCAUGAGGUCCGAGAUUUUGGGUUGUUGGUCGUUCAACAACCUUAAGAUCUCCAAGAGUCGCAAAUUCAACAGAAAGAUUCUGCAACGUCUCUGUUGUUUGAUUGACGAGUAGAACAUCCAAAACAAUGUCAAACUGAUGUACCUUGACAUAUGCUUCGGCGUAUACGGGGUCAGAAAAUCCAGUAAGCUGAACAACACGGCUCAGCUUCGAAGAUAGGUCAUCUGCCUCGGCUUCACCACCCGUAGCUUUCUCUAAAUCUUGGUUGAUCUCAUCCACGUCAGUAGUGUUUUUUUUGGAGAGCUGGCGUAUUUGGACAACGUCAUCAACUUGAACGGCAAAUUUAGCCUUUUCAGAAGCCUCUUUGGCAGCACGCUUCUUCUCAUCGGCUUGCACCAUUGCUCGGAAAGCUUUGCGGGUAUCGUCAAGCCACACAGAUUCUAGUUCACGCUUGCCAGAGAACUCAGCCAAAGAGCGAACGCAUGACAUGAUACGAUCGACGGAAUCCUCAUCAAUCGGGGCUUUGACAAACUGGGAUUGGCCAACUCGAAGAAUGGAUAUCAUAAUCAACAUUGCCUCGGCUUUGAGAGCAUUGGUCCUGGCGGUAUCCUUUGAACACUCUGCAUGUCUCAUAACAAGCUUGACCAGUGUGGAGGACAGCACGGUACCUAGGUAGUAGUCGCCGUCAAGAAUAAGCUGUCUCAGAGGAGGCUUCUGUGCUGCCUUUACAGCUUCCAAUCUUGCGGCGGCGGAUGAUUGACUGGUAAGCGCUGACUCAGUGGCGUAGGUGCCAUCCGCCAGAACCUUCCGUGAGCCAGUUGGGGCUGACUUGGAUUCUCCGUUUGUUGGUUCAUCCUUUUUGUCAUCGGUAUCCUGUUCCUCUAGGAGGCGUUGUUCUGAUGCCAGAAUGGGGAUUUCGCCCAGGCUUGCACGGAUCCUCUUCCAAGCAUCGCGGAUGUCCUUUGCCUCAAGCGAGUAUUCACCGAUAAUCCAUAGAAUACCUCGGUACACUUUGCCAGCCCGCACUUCCUCAAGAGUAGACACAAGGCGUUCGACAAUCGUAGGUCGCAGCUCAGGAAACUUCUCAACAACCUCCUUAACAAAGUUGAUAACAUCAACAGCAGAUGCAUUGUUAAAGUCCGAAAUGAAGUCCAUGAGCAGUUCGACGACGCUGGCGGCGACUUCUGAGAAUUUGAUCGCACAUUGAUGGAUGGAAUGAAUCAACAGUGAUCGGUAUUCAGCGUUUUUCUCGUAUUCCUGGUCGACAGUCUUGGAGAGUUCCUUUUUCAAUAGCAGAACAACUUCUUCGACAUUUUUGCUGGAUACCAUCUCCAGAGCAAUGCCGAGUGCCUUGCGACGAACAUCAAUAUCUGUGCUCGACAAAACACGCAGAAUUUCCAUGACAAGGUCGUCAAGAAUUCCUUCAUUCUUCUGUCUCAAUUGUUCAACUCUGUCCAACACAAUGAGCUUUACGUUGUUGUCCGCCUCCUUAAUGCUAAGUUCAAUGAACUUUGCUGCAGCAGCCUUCACGGCGACAGGAUUAUUUGUCAAAGCUGUGAGUGAUGACGCAGCUUCGUAAACGACUGUGGAGGCACCGGCUUCUAAAAGAUCAAAGAUGAGUCUCAAGUAGCGUGCCUAUGACGAAAUUAGUUGGUUUUCAAGCGGCCAACGUCGGUCCACCUACCUUGUUUUGAGAAUUUUGAAUGGCAUCUUUUCUGAUGAACUCUAACUCAACAAGUUGUAGCAGCUCUUCAGCAUUCGGGAUUCCAUCAAAAACUGAGCUUAAGUAUACAAGUGCUGAAUCGUGGUUGAUGCUUGCAAGAGCCGCGAAGGCAUUGCGUUUGCAGGUUGGAUCAGUCUCGCCAUCUAAGAAUGCAGUGAUAAGCUCGGCAGCGUCUGGGAUGAGCGAUGGGGAAUGGCUGUAAAGAGACGAAACUGCAAAUACCGCAUUCUUGCGAACAUAAGCGUGUCGGUGCUCCAAACAAGAUCUAGCAGAUGAUAGCAACGGUUCUAUCAACUCCGCUUCUCGAAGCUUGCAGAGAAAUCGCAAUGUGUUGCCACGGAUGUAUUCGUUGGGGUGCUGCAAGUCGUUUCGAAUUCCAUUGCUAGGAGAACAUUUAGUUUUCACACUUUAGCAUCAUUCUGCCAACAUACCACACAAGAAUCAUCUCCUGUUUGAGCUUGCCAUUUGCAUCUAAUUUGGGACAAAUUUCGUAGUAGAAGUAGAGAAGUUUCUUCAAAGGCUUGUACUUUGACGGCAUCACAAAUCGGAUAAUGUGCAUGAGCAGGGUCGGCAUCGGAUCACCAUUCAACAUAAUAGUCAAAAUGGACUUCAUCGUGUCUACUUUGCUCUCAUCCGUGCCUUUCUCGAGUUGCAGUCGCAGGUCCGCGACAGAGGGUACAUCAGCAGCAUUGUCUUGAUGAACCAAGCUAUAAGCAUUUUCCAAAAAUCCAGACAUUGUGCUUAGGUAUUUUCGCAGUUCCGCUGCGUCGGAUUGCAGAGUUGGGCGGUUACGUGGCGAGGGGCAAUCAGGGGUCGUUUGGCGGGGAGCUCGUUGCGCGACGUCGGUGUGUUGUCGUUUCCUAGUGCCAACAGCAGACGUAUUAGCUAUAUGUCGUUCGAUUGUAUAUCAAUGAGCUGUUAAUUGCUAACCCGUUCGGCAGAGACUGAGCAAAUGAGCUCUUAUAAUGUCCAAUUCACCAAACCAGAGGCGGAUGCAGAGCAGAG
Molecule: messenger RNA, 4799 nt
Organism: [Torrubiella] hemipterigena
Lineage: Eukaryota; Fungi; Ascomycota; Sordariomycetes; Hypocreales; Clavicipitaceae
Source: the annotation of a GenBank genome assembly